AGUUUUCAAAAAUUUUAUUGUCAAAAUUUAUGUACCUAAAAAAGCUAUGUCUGAAAGUAAAAACAUUUCGAAAUAAAGCAAUCUUUAUUUAUAAAUUAAGGUUAUCAUAUUCAACUUGAACUGCCAAAAACUCAGUUAGCAAAACGCGCGAAAGAGAUGCAAGCAAUAAUUGUGCUUCUUCUGCUUUUGAUCGGUGUUACGUGCAAAUCGACCUUUAAAAAUGUGCAAUUUUCCGGCUACCGACUCUACAAACAGGUCUUCGAACACAGAAUAAAGUCAUCCGAGGUACUACAUCCGUACAUUCCGAACGUAGAGUACGACACGAUUAAAAUAACAAAUCAAAACAUCCCUGUUUUAGUCAACGGUUCACUGUCUAACUUGUUCAAACUAGAUGAGCUGAUAAUCGACAGAAAUAAUAUAACACAAAUUGGGUCUGACGUAUUUUUCAACUUGCCGAGGUUAAGAGUACUGUCUAUAAGUGAUAAUGAAUUAAGUACGAUCGAUAGUGGCACAUUCAACAAGUUGAACGUAUCGUAUUUGACCUUAAGCCGUAACAAAAUUAAUUAUAUCGUUGAUUCUGCUUUUGAUGACAUGCCGAAUUUGAUACAGAUUGAUUUGAGUGAGAACUUAUUGAAUUCGAAAAAUUUGAUCCGAACUGCUAGUUUUCAUAACCUUGCGGGUGUCAGACGAUUUGGAUAUGUUAUUUUAAAUUUGACGAUUGAUUUAAGACACAACAGGCUUAGAGAAUUGCAUUCAAAUAUCUUUGAAGGCUUGACGAACGUUCAAGAGCUACUUAUGGACUAUAACUUUAUAAGUGAAGUUCAGGAAAAUGUUUUGCCACACAAAACGGAGUAUUUAGGAUUGACCCACAACAAUAUUUCUUGCUUUUAUGGUGACUUGAACAAGGUUCUUACUGCACAAGUGGUUAACAUUGAAAUGAACCCUUUGCAAUGUUCCUGCUACAAGAAAAUUAUCAAAUGGAGGAAGCGUAACAAACAUAUUAUCAAAUUGGAUAAAUUAUUACAAUGUGAUUCUUAAUUAAAUUAUAUUAACU
Messenger RNA from Aethina tumida (small hive beetle), 1054 nucleotides. RefSeq names its product insulin-like growth factor-binding protein complex acid labile subunit. The coding region runs from base 157 to 1038 and encodes 293 amino acids. The transcript is spliced from 2 exons. Gene Ontology annotation, molecular function: protein binding. NCBI's taxonomy places the organism in Eukaryota, Metazoa, Arthropoda, Insecta, Coleoptera, Nitidulidae. The record is from RefSeq and is a predicted model, not a curated record.